AAAACAAAUAUUCAGCACUCCUUUACCAUUUAGCGACCAUGUUUUCUUCUACUUCAUGUCAUACUCAUCCCUUAUUGCUAGCUUCCAUCUUCAUAGCUCUCACCUUUUACUACCCCACAUCAUCAAAUGCUCAGCUCACCUCCACUUUCUAUUCCACAUCUUGCCCCAACGCCUCUUCCAUUGUCACUAAUGCAGUUCAGCAGGCUCUCCAAUCUGAUCCUCGUAUAGGAGCCAGCCUCAUUCGUCUCCAUUUCCACGACUGCUUUGUAAAUGGAUGCGACGGGUCCAUUUUGUUGGACGUGGGUGGCAACAUUACACUGAGCGAGAAAAAUGCAGCGCCCAACAACAAUUCCGCCAGGGGAUUUGGAGUUGUUGACAACAUCAAGAGCGCUCUAGAAAAUUCAUGCCCUGGUGUUGUUUCUUGUGCUGAUAUUCUUGCUCUUGCGGCUGAAGCUUCUGUGUCUUUGUCAGGAGGUCCUUCAUGGACUGUUCUACUUGGAAGAAGGGACGGUCUGACGGCCAACCAAGCUGGUGCCAAUACAGCUAUUCCCAGCCCAGUCGAAAGCCUCGCCAACAUCACAAACAAGUUCUCUGCCGUUGGUUUAAACACAAAUGAUGUGGUUGCGCUAUCUGGUGCACAUACUUUUGGUCGUGCCCAAUGUCGAUUCUUCAGCAACCGACUGUUCAACUUUAAUGGAAGUGGCAACCCCGAUCCGACACUGAACACGACCUACCUUGCAACUCUGCAGCAAAACUGUCCACAAAAUGGAAACGGGUCUACUCUGAACAACCUUGACCCUUCGUCCCCAAACACGUUUGAUAACAACUACUACAAGAAUCUUCUGAUGAAUCGGGGGCUUCUGCAAUCAGACCAAGAGUUGUUUUCAACAAAUGGGUCUUCUACAGUGUCCAUUGUUAACAAUUUUGCCAACAACCAAACAGCCUUCUUCCAAGCGUUUGCUCAGUCAAUGAUAAAUAUGGGUAAUAUUAGCCCAUUAACGGGAAGCCAGGGAGAAAUCAGAUCCAACUGCAGAAAAGUCAAUGGAAGCUAAAAGUGAGGAUAUGAUUAGUUGCUUAACGUGCAUCAUGGUCUUGACCAAUCUGUAUGCACAAACACUAUUUCUGAUUGCGUGCCGACAACUUCAUCAGCUUGUUAAUUUAUACCUAAACUAGUUUGCCUUUUUUGUGGGAAACAUUGAGACUCCAUAUAUCUGUGUGUAAUGGACUAAUGGUUCACCUUC
Messenger RNA from Neltuma alba, 1241 nucleotides. RefSeq names its product peroxidase A2-like. The record is from RefSeq and is a predicted model, not a curated record. The coding region runs from base 39 to 1052 and encodes 337 amino acids. Gene Ontology annotation, molecular function: heme binding; peroxidase activity. Gene Ontology annotation, biological process: hydrogen peroxide catabolic process; response to oxidative stress. The transcript is spliced from 4 exons. Lineage: Eukaryota; Viridiplantae; Streptophyta; Magnoliopsida; Fabales; Fabaceae.